Messenger RNA from Maylandia zebra (zebra mbuna), 5066 nucleotides. It is a transcript of the gene shpk, whose product is annotated as sedoheptulokinase. The record is from RefSeq and is a predicted model, not a curated record. Gene Ontology annotation, biological process: cellular response to lipopolysaccharide; glycerol metabolic process; phosphorylation. Gene Ontology annotation, cellular component: cytosol. Lineage: Eukaryota; Metazoa; Chordata; Actinopteri; Cichliformes; Cichlidae. Gene Ontology annotation, molecular function: sedoheptulokinase activity.
GGUACACAUCGUAAACAUCAGUCAUGUCUAACUUUAUCCUGGGUUUGGACGUGGGUACCUCUUCAGUAAAAGCCGUUUUAUUAGACAGAGGAUGUAGAGCUAUAGCUGCCAGUCAGUCUUUACCGACUGUUUCUGAUUUAGCCGACGAUAGCGGGAUAAAGGCGAAAGAGCAGGACACGGGUCGGAUCAUAGACACUCUGGACCGGUGCAUUGGCCUCCUGCCCAGAGACAAACUGCAGCAUGUGUGCUGCAUCGGGCUGACCGGACAGAUGCACGGAGUUUUAUUCUGGAAACCAAAAAGCGGUUGCGUCUGGUCCAAUAGUGAUUCCUUAACAGCCAAAGACACCAGUCAGCUGAUCACCUGGCAAGAUGGACGUUGCAGCAAUGACUUCCUCACCUCUCUUCCCAGACCAGACUCUCAUCUCAGCGUCGCCACGGGGUUUGGCUGUGCAACAAUCUUCUGGUACAUGAAACACAAACCCAAAUUCCUUGAGGACUUUACGGUUGCAGGUACUAUCCAGGACUAUGUGGUGUCCAUGCUGUGCGGUUUGGACAGGUGUGUGAUGACACCCCAGAAUGCAGCCAGCUGGGGCUUCUUCAACACGUCAUCCAAUCAGUGGAACGAAAACAUUCUGAAGGGUGCUGGCUUCCCUUUGCACCUGCUUCCUAAGUGUGUGCCAUCUGGUAGCUUGGCAGGAAAGACCUGCUCUCAGUGGCACGGCAUCCCUGCUGGCACGCCAGUAGGGGCCGCGCUAGGAGACUUCCAGUGCUCCGUCUACUCCUGCAUGAGCGAACGGACAGAUGCAGUCCUUAACAUAAGCACUUCAGCCCAGCUGACCUACGCCAUGCCAGCUGACUUCAAACCUCCAGAUUCUCUUCAGCCUGCCUCGUCCAUCUCCUACUUCCCUUACUUUGAGUCCACAUACUUGGCUGUUGCAGCAUCGCUCAAUGGCGGGAAUGUGUUGGCAAGUUUUGUGGAGAUGCUGACUUCCUGGAUGAGAGAGCUUGGUGCAGAGCUGAGUGACUCGUGCUUAUACGAAAAGCUGAUUCAUUGUGCCCUGAACCAGGAAACCAGCAACCUGAGGGUGAGUCCUACUAUCUUGGGAGAGAGACAUGACCCUCUCUGCCUGGGCCACGUGACUGGCAUCUCCACCUCCAAUCUCUCCCUGGGUCAUGUGAUCAGGGCUCUCUGCCAUGGAGUCCUGGACAACGUCACCUCGAUGAUGCCCGUAGAGCAUCUGCAGCAGGCGGGGGUCCGCAGGAUUGUGGGCAGUGGGAGCGCGCUCGCUCGGAACGAAGUGCUAAGACAGGAAGUGGAGAAGGCGUUCCCUCUGCAGGUGGUAUACGGACAGAACGCAGACUCUGCUUUGGGCGUGGCAAUGAUUCUCUGUGACCGCCUUUGAAUUGGAAUCGCUAUCCAGUUCUGUCUGUUUACAUGACUGAGAAUUUUGCACAUCAACUAAAGCUGACCCUAACAAAUCUUACACAGCUCAUUUUUAUUUUGAAUCUUAAAGAAAAGGCUGUGUUUGACAGGAUAGAGAUCCAAUGUUAGCAAUUUUAUAGGACCAAAAGAUAGAAGAUGUUCGUGAAAGCUCAAAGAUUUUACUGUGACUGAACAGCUCUCAUCAAUAUACUGGGAAUUUCUGAUAUUUGGGGUUGGAUUUUGUUACAGUGUAAGUCACAAUCAAAGGACGGCAUCUUUUUCCUAGACCUAGCUGCUCUUCAUUCCUCAGGAAAAAAGUCAGGCCUCUGUCACUUAGCUUUACAGCUGCUUAAUGCAGCACCAGACAGAUGCAUUAAAUGAUAGAGGCAACAAAUUCAAACUUGUUAACUGUAGGUGUCUGAAAUUUAAUAAUGACAUGGAGAGAAAUCACAGUGAGUUGGAAUGCUUUAAAGCUUCUGCAUGAUUUAUGUUCCCUGAGAUGAAGAUGCAAUCAACAUGUCAACACUGAAGCAGAAAACAGCAUGUUGAGGUGCCUUCAUUUUAGGUGUCUGGGACAGAUUCAUUUGUAGUUUCCUGUGGGAUGGGUGUUUCCUUUUCAGCUGCCUGAUUGAAACAGGUCGAAUCUUUGUGUGUUUGUGGGUUAAGUAUUUCAAAACACUGAUUGAUCAGAAUUCAGUCUGAUCAUGAAGCGCAGAUUACCAGGGUGAUCCACGCUUGGUUUAGAAUCAACCAGUGUCAUAAUAGCAGGAAUCCAAUGGAAUGGUUUCAUUUUUAGCACCUUUUUUCAUUCUUGAGAAUGAUGAGAGACUUGAGUGUUUGUUUCAGUGUAGACUCUCACAGUGCCCGUCAACUCCCACUGAGCCUUAUUUUUCUUUUUUAAUCGCACUGUCACAGCUUGGCUCACAGGCUCAAAACGGAGGUAGUAACUAGUAAUGAAUCUUUUAACUAAUUGGGCCCAAGUGUAGCUCAUGCAGCCAGUUACUUCUACAAGUAACAGCACUAUAACCAUAGCAGAGACACCUAGUGGCUGGGGGUUGUCACACUCUUCCUGGACACCAGCUGAAUCCAAAUCAUUGCUUUCCCCCCCAUUUACACUACUGCAUAUAAAAGUUUUACUCAGUUACAAUGUCUCAUUUUCAACCACACUCUGUUGUAUCAUGUUCACCAAGUUUACUGCAACAGCCUCCCCAGUCAGUGCUAACUCCACUCUCUAACUCAGGAAACCUGGUGCUUGGAAUAGGCACUUGAACAGUAGGCUGGAAAAAAUGAAGGAGCUGGAAAGCUACCAGAAAACUGAGUAUAGUCUCAAGAAUAAGUUGCUCUUGACAAAGCACCACAAAACAUCAAAUCACUGGGUGCUGGUUUAUCUCAGUUGGAUGAGCAGGCAACCAUAUGGAGUGUGGCUGAGAGUGGCCUGGCCAGGUUCGAAUUUGACCUGCAGCUCUUUGCCACAUUUCUCUCUCUCUUUUUCCCAUCAAUCUUCACUGCAUCUGUCUAAUAAAGCAAAAAAAAAAAAUGUAUAUACAUAUAUAUACAAAAACCCCAUAAGAUCCCUGAUGUGAUGGAUGUCUGAGCCAUAUGAUUGCAAAAACAAAAAAGCCAGUGCAUUUGGACAACAGAAUGAGUGCAGGAAAUUGAAUGAGUGAUAAAGACUGAUGUGUCACUUGCUCCGUUAGGGGAACUUGCUAGGAACUGUUCAGUACAUCAAGUUUACUGACAAACUGAGCUGAACCCACCCUGUUCACGCAGUCUUCCAUCCAUGGUAGAGGAUAAGCAUCUGGUUUAGUCAACCCACUUUUCAGUGAUUGGUACAGAACCCGGGAGUUGUUGGCUGUAUCCACCAACAAACAGGGAGAAGCCCAGCUUGAAGAUGAAGGUUCACAAUACUAUAAUUGAACAUAUACUGAAUUUCCUUCUCCAUCACCUUCUCUUUUCUUUCCCAGAAAGUCUUAAAACGCCAGUGAAUCAGUUGAGCGUCACCCACAUCAAUACCAUGCUCUGUUAGGUGUGUUUGAGUCUGACAAACGAAUAAUCAUUCAUGAUGACAGACGUGAACGGGCUUCCAAUUUACAGAGGGUCCUUCCUCGGCAGGCUUUCACUGGAUGGGUUUACCCUAUCACCCUCAUGUGCCAGUGAAUCCAUGCUUCCCACUGUGCUGUGGUAUGUCUUCCCCAGUUUUACAGGGCUGGGACACCCUGAUGUAAUGGGGUUUAAGCAGAUUAAUAUGACAAAAAUGAAUUUAAAAAACAAAUAGUUCUACUCUGAACUUGAAUGGCAAAGGGACCAUAAAGUGCCCUGAAAUGAGACACCACCAAAUGGCAUCAGAGCUAAAACCUGCUCACCUGGACCGAACUGCUGCAGUUUGGCUUUUGGAUAAUUAAGAUGCUUCAUUUCUAUAAUCCAGAACCGGAUUCACUAUCUCAAUGGGGUUCAGGCUGUACCACAGAAUCCCGAAGCAAACCGUGUGACCAAAUACCAUCUCAUUUAGACUAAACCCAGUAAUGAGUUGAAUUACAUCCCUGGCAGCCAGCAACAAACAGCCAUGGGUCUUUCCCAAACCUGGCCUAAUUCACAUUACCCCCACAGCAGUGUUUUCAAAGUUUGAUGGAACCAAUAAAGUGGCUCUGAAUGUGAUUAUGCCUUACUCAGACUCGUUUCAAAAUUUGAGUAAACAGAUGUGAUGAAAAGUUUGAGGGCUGAACAAUCUGUAUCACCUUUAUGAUAAUUGUGGCGGGAACGUAAGCGCUGAAACCCUUGAGCCUAGUGAAGCAGCUAGAACCGUCAAUGACACCUGCAACCUUGGAUGUGCCUCCAAGACAACCUUUUUUGACAAAACACUAAAAAAAACCCUCCCCAACAGACCAGAGAGAAUCCACAUUCCAUCAGGGACAGAACAGCAGCUGCACCUUAUACAGACUUAAACACACCAGGCACAGGCCCAGCCAAGCUCAAAGCCACAUGAAUCACAAGCCGAGGACAGCUCAGUGACCAUAACUUUCAGCAAAACAGUAACAUAACUUUUUAUUUACUACAUGUCAGAAUCUCCCAAAGCCAGAUUGCUCUGGUCUUUAUAAGACUUUAUAAGCUACAGUAACAAAGCACCUACUGCCUUGGGGGGGUCAUCGCAGCAUCCUUUAACUGACCUGUAAGAGCCAUGGGAAAUCUUCUUUCUGAUGUUUACUGCUCUUUAUUCACCUCUUCUGACAUUCAACCUUAAUUUGACCUUUAACUUAGUAUAUGUUCUACUCAAAAAGUUCAUGGAUGUCCUUUGUUUGUUUUUUUAAUAUUCCUUUUCAUACUUGUUGUCAUUUGGUUUAAGGAGAUACGAUUAUGAUUAUGAAGAUUAAAAGUCAUCAACCAGUUAAAGAGAAAACCUGUUUGUCAAGUCUAUAGCUUCAUAUUUUACUAUAAUCACAUAAACACAGUUUUUUUUCCCACAGGCACAUAUAGACGUCACAGUCCACUGCGUUAUAAGUGUGUUCACUCACUCAUUAUGCUGCAUUAAGCCACAGUGAUAGUGAUGCUACUAGAAAUAAACCAGUGUUAAUAACUGAAUUUGCGCCUGACUGUCUUUGAAUGUGUUUUUCUGCCUGCGUGAGCUCAGACGGGCUAAUAAAGAGAG